AUGCCGGCCCCGUAUUCCGACAACCUGUACUCCGCCGACGACUCCGACUUUGACGAAGUCCCGGACGACAGCCUCGACGCCCACCUAUCGCCAACAGACGGAUACUUCCAAAGCAGCGCUUCAUUGUCAGCCGGGGGAAUAUACCCUCCGCAGCAGCAAGAGUCUCAUCUCCACAACAGCGAGGACAACGUCACUGACGCGACGACGUUCCCCACGUCCGCCGCCGUACCGCAUGUGCCCAACGUCCUCGUCCAAGACCCGUCGCUGCUGCAGCGAGAGCAAGAAGAACAAGGCUCCUCGUCAUCAAAGAAGGACCGUGAAGCCAAGGAAGAGACACGGUUGAAUACAUCCUUCCAUCAUCACCACCACAACAACGACGCCGCCGUAGAAGCACAAUCACACUUUUACGACGACGGAGCCUCCUCCACCGCCGCAGACAGCGAGGUGACGCCGUCACAUACAACCUAUACCUCCCAUUCCCACUCCCACUCCCACUCUCGCUCACACUCCCACGUCGCCCAGAGCUCGUCGUCUUAUACACCCUACUCGCCCUCCACCGACGCUCCACUACGCACGCCCCAGACUCACUCGAGAUACUCCUCCAACAACCCGGCCUCUCUGUUUCGCAUCCCCAGCGAGGCACCACCCGCCUACACGCCAUCGCCCACGUCCCCGCUCUCGUCAUCACCUACAGAGUUUAGAAACUACCAAACCUUCAACACCAUCGCGAGGACGACCAACACCAACAACAUCAACAUGGGCGCACCCGAAGAAGAGAGGCGCCUGCUCGGCCGCGACCCCGAGAGCAUGGGCGACGUGCCCUAUGCUGACCAUGACGACGACGACGACCAUGACCCUAGACCCUCGCCGUCGUGGAGGGAUAGAGCUCUUAAGAAGUUCCCUUGGGCUUCUAGGCGGACGUUGAAGAUGGUGCUGCUUGGCGCCUUGGUCUUCUUCACCUUGACGGGAUUCCUCAGCAUGUUGGCCUCGACUGUAGUCAACUCGCCAUCUGAAAAGUCUCCUGCCAAGGAGCCUCCCCAGCAAUAUGACCCCGUCACCGGCCUGCCCAUCAAAGACGGGUCCCCCGCGCCAAGUGAUCCCUCCAAACCCGCCGAGCCAGGCCAACCCGUCCCUUGGCAUCCCUCAAGCUCGUGCCUCCAAACCGAGCACCGCUUCGAACCCAAAUUCUUCGACCUCACCUUCGCCGCGGACAAGUCCAUCAGCGUCCUCCAAACCGUCGAAUCCAACUCCCCCUCCCGCGGCUACCAGCCCCAGGUCUCGGGCGACCUUGUCGUCCGCCGCCAGCAGGCCGGCCGCCCGGGACCCUCGAUCGAGUUCGAGGUCGUCUCCAACGACCCGGCCCUCGACGUCGCCGUCGAGUGGAACUCGGAGCAGCAGCUCCUCAUCCGCACCCCGCAGCGCGUCGAAUGGACAGAGUCCCGCCGGCCCUGCAUGACCGUCCGCGCGACCGUCUGGGUCCCCGAGGGCGCCUCCCUCCGCCACAUGCUCCUCUGGGCCACGAACCUCGACGUCCGCGUCAUCGACGACCUCUCCAUCAACCUCGCAGACGGCCUCGAGAUCGGCACACUGUCCGGCGACGUCCACUCCCCCGUCCAGGUCCCCACCACAUACCGCCUCAACUCCCGUGACAUCCUCGUAAAGACCAUCUCGGGCGACAUCGUGGGCUCCUGGCCGCUCUACGACUCCCUCAAGAUCAACUCGGAAUCAGGCGACAUCAUCGCAAACGUCGCGCCCCAGCAAGUCCUCGAUUCCCGCCCCCGCCCGGCCGUCCUCGAAGUCGCCACCAUCUCGGGCGACAUCACCGUCAAGGAACCCGUCGCCGCCGCCGCGGAAAGCAGCAAACCCGACACCGUCGUCCCGCCGCGCGACUACAUCACCACCCUCGACACCAAAUCCGGUUCCAUCAAGGCCUGGGUCGCCUUCUCCUCCGCCGCCGUCGCAGAAAGCAUCAGCGGCGACAUCGCCGCCGAGUUCCUGCCCGUCUAUAACGUCAGCCUCCUCCAAGCUGUGGCAGAACCCGAGCUGCAUACAAAGACCAAGUCCGGCGACACCGCCGUCAAGAUCCUCGACCCCAUCUGGGUGGAGAUCCUCGGCACCGAAGGCGCGUACGAGGGCGAGAAGCCGCGCGCGAACCCGGAUGAACCAGUGGACAUCCCUACGAACCCGCUCCCCAUCCCCGACAAGAUCCCGCGCAUGCCAGGCGUGCCCUUCACGCCCAUCGGCGCCGGGCCGUGGAAACGUAUCCCGCUGCCUGGUGGUCGACACUUGGACGACGCCUGGCGCGUGGUGCGUCGUCACCCCCUCGGCGACGCCAUCACGGCGUCCUCCUCUCAGCAGGAGCGCGCCGUCGCAAUCAAAGACCAACCGCCCAUGCGCCACCUCAAGUCCUCGCACGGAUCUGUUAGCGGGAGCAUGAAGCUCAAGUACCCCGCCUCGUGGGAAGGCACCGUCGAAGCCGAGAGCAUCAGCGGCAAGAUUGACAUCCGCGGCAAAGAUGUAAAGAUUGAUAGCCGGACAAAGUGGCCCAAGGCCGUGCACGCGCACAAGGGCCAGGCGUGGAACUGUCAGGUGUCGUUGGGGAGUGUUUCUGGCGAUGAGAUUCUUAUCAUCGGGGAGGAGAGGUGAGCCAAGCAAGCGCAAACGGCUUCUUGAGCAUUUCUUCAGGGCGAUAGAAACGGGGGGGGUGUUGGUAUAGAUGUGUUCCAUGUAUGCGGGAAAUACGUGGACGAAUGAUGGCGCGAAUAUGCGUCAUCUUAUGAUGGGAGCGAAAAGAGAUGGAAGGAAAAAAAGGGCAUAUUACCUUAAUACCUGUCGUUACGAUGGAUGGAUGGAUUUCAACGGCGUUUUCGGACGAGGAAAGCUCAGCAAAGAUGACCUGAGCAGUUUUUACAACAUAACCCAAUUGUAUUGCACGCAUUUUGGCAAAUACCGACGAGGCGAAAUCACGAACCUCGAAUACUUUUUUUCCUUUCUAAACUUGGAAUAUAUACAAGAGCAUCAACUUCAUCAACAUCU
This is a messenger RNA of Colletotrichum godetiae, 3036 nucleotides long. RefSeq lists its product as uncharacterized. The coding region runs from base 1 to 2646 and encodes 881 amino acids. The record is from RefSeq and is a predicted model, not a curated record. NCBI's taxonomy places the organism in Eukaryota, Fungi, Ascomycota, Sordariomycetes, Glomerellales, Glomerellaceae. The transcript has 3 exons.